Molecule: messenger RNA, 1869 nt
Organism: Morone saxatilis (striped sea-bass)
Lineage: Eukaryota; Metazoa; Chordata; Actinopteri; Moronidae
Gene: cacng6b
Product: calcium channel, voltage-dependent, gamma subunit 6b
Exons: 4
Coding region: 1-798 (265 amino acids)
Biological process (GO): regulation of calcium ion transmembrane transport via high voltage-gated calcium channel
Cellular component (GO): membrane; L-type voltage-gated calcium channel complex
Molecular function (GO): calcium channel regulator activity
Source: RefSeq, a predicted model, not a curated record
AUGUGGUCCAACUUCUUUGUACAGCAGGAUGAGGAGGGUCGCAUCGGGGUGGCAGGGGCUGGACAAGGUGGGGGUCUGGGUGGAAUGAAAGGUGGACGGGGACAGAGGAGGACCCCCAAGAUGAGUGACAGCCAGGAGGGGAAGAUCAAGCUGGCCUUCUUCGUGUCUAUCAUUGGCGUAACCCUGACGGUGUUGGGCAUGGGGACAGAGUUUUGGGUGGAGCUGGCCCAAUCAAAGAAUUUCAGUGGCAACCAGACCUGCCAGAUGGCCCAUUAUGGCCUGUGGAAGGGCUGUAUCCGCACCCUAUGGGUGGCUGACAUAGACCCAGAGAGGACAAGCUGUGGCCCCGCUGAACUACCCGGAGAAUCCAACUGCACCUACUUCAAAUUCUUCACCUCUGGGGAGAAUGCAGUCAUAUUCAAGAAGACAACUAACAAGAAUCUGAAUCUAGCAUCAGCUGUCUUGGCCCUUUUGAGUCUGACCAUGAUGGUAAUGGGCUCCAUCUGCAUCGGCAUGUCCCUCAGCAAAGGAGUGGCCUUCUUUCUCAAGCCAGCCUCCUUCUGCUUUAUCCUAUCAGGUGUACUGGUCCUUCUCUCUGUCCUGAUAUUCCACCAGUCGGUGCUGGCUUUGCUGUCCAGUGACCACUCCAUACCUUUACACCAUGAGCUGUCCUGGUCUGUGGCCUGCGUGGGCUCAGCGGGAGCCAUUCUUAUUUUCGGAGGUUUCCUCUUCAUCAUCCUCUCCCUUCCUUUUAGCCCCUGGCAGAAAUGCUUGCCGCACAAGAAUAGCGCCACCUAGCACAUGAAUGCUAAAAUAUGCACACAGUAUUCUUGAUGUCUUGUGUGAGUGCAAGUGGAAAAGUCCUUUUCCUAAGGGCUGUGACUUUGCCUGCUCUUGGCAUUUAAAUUGUCAGAGAAGUCAUACUAGGUCUUAAUUAAAUAUAUGAAGACAAGUCAGCAACACUUUAGUAAGGCCUCCAGAAUUUGGUUUUGCAAAAAUUGUUUGUUUUAGUGUUUUUUAAUAGAAAAUAGAUGGAAUGAGCAACAGGGCUACUGUGACUGUUUAAUUUUUUUUAGCUUGAUGUUGUGUUUACUUAAACAAAUGUCACAAAUAGCCCUGUUAGCCUGCUUAUAGCUGUACAGUCACACAUGAAUCUAAAAUCUCUGCUAGAAUAAUAAAAAACACAAAUGUUUUUAAAUACUCUUUUGUAUUUUAAAACCUUUUGUAGUCUGUUUAAUAUGGAAGUCCUUUAACUUUCAUAGUUUCUGCAGCAGCAUCAGAAUGUAUCGGAGCGUAGCAACAAAUACUGUUUUUGACAAUGCUAACCAUCAGUAUGAAGGAGGUUCUGAUUUUACAUUACUUGUCAUAUCUGCUACAUGUUGCGUAAGGAAUAAAGUCGAUGAGUAUCCUUAAUAUUCUAGCAUAUGAAGCUUUUUAAACACUUAAAACUUGAUAAACAAGAGGCUUCAGUUGUCAUUAUUUAUUACUUAUGUGUAUUUUACAACUAUUGGGCGAAUGCUGCUUCAGUAUACCAGAUGAAUGUAUGUUGAAUGAAAUCAACUGUGAGAAGUGAUAAAAAUACCAUUUUGUAUAUCAGAGAAUUGUAUGGACUCACUUUAUAAGCUCAACUUUGUACAUAAACUGAAUGAAUGAGUUUAUAUUUUAUGAAUACUCUCUGUAGCGUUGUCGCCAGUCACUUUAUUUGCAAGAUGUAUGCAGUAAAUAUAUUUUUGUCAUAGCAUCUCAGCUUAUCUCUCUACCAGGAAAUGAUAUUUUACAAAAUAUAUGCUGUGCUCAUUUCUACUCAUAUACAUGUACAGUAUGUUGCACCAGUUUUGCUUAUCAUUAAAGGGACUUGACAUAAAAUAA